Molecule: messenger RNA, 2143 nt
Organism: Paralichthys olivaceus (Japanese flounder)
Lineage: Eukaryota; Metazoa; Chordata; Actinopteri; Pleuronectiformes; Paralichthyidae
Source: RefSeq, a predicted model, not a curated record
GAUGAUCAUAUUUGUCUGUUGGUAAACUACAAUGGUGAAGAACAAAACAAUGCUGGUGAGGCGUCAUGAACAUUGUGACAAAUGCUACGAUAUCCACUGUCGAGCCCCGGAUCAGAUCUCCGUCUCGUGCAUGGUCAUCAAGUGUCAAAAACAAUGCAGCGCCUUUUUUCAUAAGUGCAAGCAAGAGGAGCAUCAGCUCCUCUGUCCCAACGAGACCGUCCCCUGCCUCAAUGCUCACUAUGGCUGCCCGCUCACCAUGCUGCGCCACAGGCUGGCCAAGCACCUGGAGGUCUGUCCCGCCAGCGUGGUGUGCUGCUCGCAGGAGUGGAUCCGCUGGCCUGUUUCUGAAACUGACCUGACCUUCUGCAGGAAUCUCUCAGAAGACCUUCAACCUGAGCCGCACCUGGAUGUUGCUGUGGCUCUGAAGGACCAAGAGCUGCUGUUUCGAUCCAUAAAAAUGAAGAAUGUUUUUCCUGAGCUGAUGAUGGAGGACCCCCAGAAUGCUAUUUCUGGGGUUAACUGCCCUGCAGAGGAGGCAGCCUGUUCUUCAGAUCAUGGCGAAUUCACAGAAAGAAGCUGCACAAGGAAGGAAGGGGGAGAACUCAGUCAAGAGGAGAGGGCUCUGGCAAAGAGCAGAGACAUAGAGAAUAUUCACAACUUUGGCUCCUGGGAGAAAAUAUUCACAAAGGAGAUGGGAGGAUGCAAGGAAACUGUCAAAAACUUGAACAAGAGCGAAGAAAAAGAAAACAAGGAGCGAGAAUCAUCAAACUGUCAGGGAGAGGCAAGAAACUCACACCUGGACCAGGAGAACACUGCUGUUGCUGCUUCAAGCAGAGAUGGUGCAACUGGCCUCGCGCCAUGGCAAGACGGGGUCCUGGAGAGGUUAGGUAAAGAAGUCAACGCAGCAGAAUAUAAUAUGUAUCUGCAGCACAACGGGGCGAUGCUGAUUACCUUCGGCCAACUUGCAGCUUGCACUCCGAGAGAAAAAGAUUUUGUUUACGGGAACCUGGAGCCCAUCGAGGUCAGAACUGUCCGCUCAUUCAAUGUUCCUACCAGCUAUCGAGCUAAGCGGGCCCACACGAAGGAUCCCAUGCACAAAGGCAAGAGCGUACACAGGAGUGUCGACACUGCAGAUUUAGGAGUGCCGGUCGAGGAGCUUCCGAAGUGCGAAGAGAUUAGCACCACGCUCCUCUGCUCUCUGGAGAAGGAAUUGAAAGGACAUUUGAUCUCAGAGAGUAAGGGGGUGGAAGGUCUUUAUGUGGAUGUCGGAACACAAACAUACAACUUCAGCUCCGCUCCAUUCAAAGCGGAUGCGUCCCUUGCGGAUGUCAUGGUAGACAAACCUCACGGCCUUUAUGUUCACGUCGAAGCAGAAUCUGUCACCAGGAGACACAACAAAACAAACUCAGCCUUCACCUACAUGUGUGGCCAUUUCUUUCGCCGUGAUGAAUACCGCUCUCAUUUCAAGAAUGUGCACUCUGACAUACAAGCCUCUCUCAGCGGCUGGCUACAACAGCGCUGCCCCUUAGCAUACCUCGGCUGCACUUUCGCCCAGACAAGGUUGCAGCCUGCAGGUCACCAGGCCGCAAUUAAAUUCCGCCGAGAUGUCAGUGCCUUCGUCCUCCAGCCGGUGGUCCCCUCGUCCCUCUGCGAAGGCGGGAAAACCUUGAGCCCUCAGAGAAGCGGUGCACGUAAUCUGGAUCCGCUGAGCAGGCUGCCCCUGGAGAUCCUGCAGCAUAUCGCUGGUUACCUUGACAGUUUCACGUUAUCUCAGCUGUCCCAGGUCUCACAGCUGAUGAGAGAGCUUUGCGCCAUGUUGUUGCAGGGGAGAGGGAUGGUCUCCCUCAAGUGGGAGAAGAAGACGUAUUCCCAUGGGGGAAACGUCUGGAGAUGCAGAAAGAAAGUUUGGGAGUUCAGCUCUCUGUUUUCCUCUGUGGACAGAUGGAGCUUCAGCAGCGCUCCCUCCAUGUCAGAUCACCUGAAAACCUGCUCCUUCUACCAGAGGGAGGAACGCACUGAGCCGGUGGUUUUAGCCGGCCUGCGAGAGGUCAGAGGCAAACACGGAGAAGUAAAGCAUCAGAGAUAAUGCUCACAGGCCCUGGAGCUCAGUGGGCGGACGGCAGCACGAGAAAUGCCAAGUGAA